AGAAAAUAGAUGGUAUAAAAAUUCCACAUGAAUUGAAGUUACCGUCGAGCGUAACAAUGCAUAUGACAAAGAAGGAUUUAAUUCAUAGAGCUUUCAAUUGGUAUACAGCAGAGAAGAAAGUUUCAAAAAAGUCUGACGAAGAAUUGAAAGCAAUUGCUUUUGCUUGGAUCGCUAGUGUUACUAAAGAAAGAAAGAAAACAAGAAACGUCGUUACAACUACGCUUUCACCAAGAGAUAAAAUAUUAAAAGAUAAUCGUUUGAGGCAAAUAAGUCGUGAAUUAUUUAACCAAUUAGAUACAAACAACUUUACGAAAAAUAAGCCCCAUAAAAAAAGUAUUAAACCUCAAGAGGAUAAUUAUCUGACACUAAAGUUGAAUAAGGACGCAAACGAAAUGGAUUCGUUUAAAGAUUCAUUCGUUUCGUUUACAUCCGAUAAAUCGAAAUUUCAAAAUUUACUUGUCAGAAAUAAAAAAAAUUAAUGUAAAAAAUGAUCAUCAAUAUUCACUAUAUAAUUAUAGAGAAAAAGAAUGAAGCAGUAUUACUAAAAGAAACAUUUCA
Messenger RNA from Leptopilina heterotoma, 558 nucleotides. RefSeq lists its product as uncharacterized. The transcript is spliced from 8 exons. The coding region runs from base 57 to 479 and encodes 140 amino acids. Lineage: Eukaryota; Metazoa; Arthropoda; Insecta; Hymenoptera; Figitidae. The record is from RefSeq and is a predicted model, not a curated record.